AUGGCUACUAGUCUUGUCAAGUGCCUGGUGGUGGUGGUGGCCGUGGCGCUCCUGGCGCUGUCGUCGUGCGGCGUGGCGUCGGCGGCGGGGAGGGGCAGACCCGGACCCAUAGCCACCACCAGGACGAGGUUGAAGCCCGUGUGUGACAUCUUCCCGGGCACCUCCUGCGGCGACCCGCGCUUCACCGGCGGCGACGGAAACACCUUCUACUUCCACGGCAAGAAGGACCAGGACUUCUGCAUCGUCUCCGACGCCGACCUCCACGUCAACGCGCACUUCAUCGGCAACCACAACCCGGCCCUCAACCGCGACUUCACCUGGGUGCAGGCGCUGGGCGUCACCUUCGGCGACGACAACCACCGCCUCUACGUCGGCGCCCCUGCAGGGCCGUGGAGGGACGAGGAGGAGGACCACAUCCAGGUCACCUUCGACGGCGAGCCCGUCGACGUGGACGCCGUCAAGAACGCGCGGUGGGCGUCGAAGGCCGUCCCCGGGCUCUCCGUCACGCGGAUGGACACCGUCAACACCGUCAUGGUGGAGCUGGACGGCGUCUUCGCCAUCUCCGCCAACGCCGUGCCCAUCACCGACAGGGACGACCGGAUCCACAAGUACGGCAAGACGGGCGGCGACAGCCUAGUGCACCUGGACCUGGGAUUCCAGUUCCGUAACCUCACCAAGGACGUCGACGGCGUGCUGGGGCAGACGUACCGCCCGGGCUACGUCAGCAGGCUGGACAUCGGCGCCAAGAUGCCCGUCAUGGGCGGCGCGCCCAAGUACCUGUCCGCCGGUCUCUUCUCCACGGACUGCGCCGUGUCCCGGUUCCACCACCGCAGCGGCGGCGGCGGCGGCGGUGCUGGAGCCGGUGUCGUCACCACGUUCGCCUCCUAA
Messenger RNA from Miscanthus lutarioriparius, 888 nucleotides. Lineage: Eukaryota; Viridiplantae; Streptophyta; Magnoliopsida; Poales; Poaceae. The record is from the annotation of a GenBank genome assembly.